CCUAAACAGCUCUAUGCAGUAUCUUUCGUUAAAUACCAUAAAGGGCCUUUGGGUAGUGUGGAUCGACCUUUGCUUGCGGUUACCACAAAACAUUCCCGACAUCAUUUCGGACGCCAUAACGGCUGCUAAAGCUCUUGGUUACAAGUGGCUAUGGGUGGACAAAUACUGUAUUGACCAAAAUGACCCGGGCGAUAAGCACCAUCAAAUCAACCAGAUGGAUGCAAUAUAUGCAGGAGCGGAUCUUACCAUCGUCGCCGCUCUCGGGGACAGAUUACCUGGGGUGGGAAAGACGCCAAGAAAACGCCAGCCAGUCGUAAGGAUUGGAAACACUGCAGUAGUUUCUUCUAUGGGUCACCCACAUGAAACUAUAAGGUCUUCAAAGUGGUCUACGAGGGGGUGGACAUAUCAAGAAGCCGUACUGUCACUACGAUGUUUAGUUUUCACGGACGAACAGCUAUAUUUCGAAUGCAGGUUUAGGCAUUUUUACGAAGCUAAGUCACACGGUUACCUCGGCAUGAUUUCGAACGAAGAAUGGGAAGCAAAGACGAAGCUACCCCAGCGCACAGGCUUAUUUUCAGGCGGCCGCGAUUUUACGGACCUCUAAUCCCCUGUCCCAAAAUCAUUGGAAUUUCAGUCACAUAUCGAGGAGUAUUCUAAGCGAGUGUUGAGCUAUGAAGAAGACUCGCUCAGGGCAUUUGUAGGGAUUGCGAGAUACUAUGAGAGGUCUCCGGAAAUGCGUGAGUUUGGCGUGCAUCAUCUGUGGGGAGUUCCCUUUCUAAGCGGACUUUCAGCGAAAGAGAAUGCUUAUACGUCUCUCCUGUCUGGAUUACUAUGGACAAACUAUCAAGGACUAGGGACUAGACCAAAUCGUAGAUCAGAUUUUCCCUCGUGGUCAUGGACCUCAUGGAGUGGUCCUCGCGGUUUCCACAUCCGCUCAGUGCCCGAUUUUGAAUCCCUCUCUUCUCAUAUCAAAGAUGUCUAUCUAGAAUGCCAGCCAGGCUGUCUUACGGAAUUCAGCCACUUUCUCCAUAC
Molecule: messenger RNA, 1032 nt
Organism: Mytilinidion resinicola
Lineage: Eukaryota; Fungi; Ascomycota; Dothideomycetes; Mytilinidiales; Mytilinidiaceae
Product: HET-domain-containing protein
Exons: 1
Coding region: 14-604 (196 amino acids)
Source: RefSeq, a predicted model, not a curated record